Molecule: messenger RNA, 903 nt
Organism: Sodiomyces alkalinus F11
Lineage: Eukaryota; Fungi; Ascomycota; Sordariomycetes; Glomerellales; Plectosphaerellaceae
Exons: 1
Coding region: 110-571 (153 amino acids)
Source: RefSeq, a predicted model, not a curated record
UUGCGUCUCAUAUAUACCACUUUGUUUCUUCGAUGCUCUUGUCAUCGCGCCGCCUGCUCUCGUUUCCACCCAGCGCCUCGUUCGAUUCCUUCCAAGCACCACCAUCAUCAUGAGCGCUUCGAAUAUGUCCCAAUUGUGCACCAACAACAACGCCGACUCUACCGGGGAAUUACCCACCAAUGAAUGGACGAUAUGGUCGGGCUGCGGCGUCCCCACUUACACCGACACCGCCCCCUACCUGCAAAGCUGCUGUGAAGCCCUCGACGGCUACGUCUUCUCCUACCAGGACGUGUUCCCCCUCCUCGUUGAUUCUGACGCUAUCUCAGACUGCUGGGCCAACUGCAUGGUCAACAUCUCCGGCACGUAUUGGGCCGACUCGAUGAACAUUACAGAAUGCCUCAUCGCCAACGACGAACAGUACAACAACGAGAACGCCGCGGCCCGUUGUGCCGGACCGGCCAUGCGGACUCCGAGGAAUCUCGCCACCCGGCAAACCCAUCCAGGUGGCUUGAUGGGGUGGAGUGUUGGCAUCGUGGCCCUCGCUGCUUGCCUCCUGACCGUGCCUUUGUAGCUGUCUUGGCUCUGCGGACGUUUGGGAACUUGGCAGGAGAUAGGACGAGGAAGAGGAAGAGGAUGCACACCAUGUCAACGAGCCGGGUUCUGGCCGAAGCUUUAUGGGGUGCUGGGCUACUUGCUCCCGGCUAGGGCUCUCUGGGCUGUCCUUUCCGACUACCAAGGCUCUUGUUUCUAGCAUCCGAUCAGUGUGCAGGGACACAAGGCCGGCCCUUCAUAUACCAUUAUCAGGCCGUUCAUCUUUCCGAGUCGGUUGUCAGCGCAGUAUCGAAUCAUAUUCAUACUUUGGCCUUACUUUGGCCCAAGAUGGUGCAAUGAGAUCUCGAUCUC